UAUCAGUUCAAAACAAAUCUGAUUUCGAAUAAGACACAUCUCAUCUCAUCUCUCAAUAUGAAGUGGAUUUUUCUCAAUUGCUUUAGGCCGCCAGCGGUACCAAAGGACGCUGGAGAAGCUAUAAAAGCAAAGGAGGAAAGAAAAAAGGAUAAAGAAGGAAAGAAAAAGAAACCCUGGCUGAAGAAGCUUUUUACAAAAAAAGGGAAAGGAAAAAAGGCAAUGGUGGUGGAUAGCCAGACAUUGGCGAUGGAGGACAGCCAGACAUUGGCGAUGGAGGAGGAUAGCCAGACAUUGGCGAUGGAGGACAGCCAGACAUUGGCGAUGGAGGACAGCCAGACAUUGGCGAUGGAGGAGGAUAGCCAGACAUUGGCGAUGGAGGACAGCCAGACAUUGGCGAUGGAGGACAGCCAGACAUUGGCGAUGGAGGAUAGCCAGACAUUGGCGAUGGAGGACAGCCAGACAUUGGCGAUGGAGGACAGCCAGACAUUGGCGAUGGAGGACAGCCAGACAUUGGCGAUGGAGGAAAGCCAGACAGUGGAGGUGAAGGAGGAGAGCCAGGCAAAGGUGGAGAAGGAGAAGUACAAGGCAAUGGAGGAGGAGGAGAAGUACAAGGCAAUGGAGGAGGAAUACAAGGCAAUGGAGGAGGAAUACAAGGCAAUGGAGGAGGAAUACAAGGCAAUGGAGGUGGAGGAGAGCAAGGCAAUGGAGGUGGACUUGAGCAAGGCAAUGGAGGAGGAGUACAAGGCAAUGGUGGAGGAGUACAAGGCAAUGGAGGAGGAGUACAAGACAAUGGUGGAGGAGGAGUACAAGGCAAUGGCGGAGGAGGAGUACACAGAAAUGGUGAAGGAGGAGUACACGGCAAUGGUGGAGGAGACGUACAAGGCAAUGGUGGAGGAGACGUACAAGGCAAUGGUGGAGAAGAGCAAAGCCGGUAGUGGAUGAGACAGUCAGUGUUCUAUGUUCAAUCAGUACUACUGAAAAAUGUGUAAAUAAUUGUAAAUAAAGCAUUAAAAACGAAAAA
This is a messenger RNA of Brienomyrus brachyistius, 1021 nucleotides long. Its product is annotated as cilia- and flagella-associated protein 251-like. Bases 58 to 942 code for a protein of 294 amino acids. Lineage: Eukaryota; Metazoa; Chordata; Actinopteri; Osteoglossiformes; Mormyridae. The transcript is spliced from 2 exons. The record is from RefSeq and is a predicted model, not a curated record.